GGAUCUGUAGAGCAGACAAAAUAUGGGGCCCCUGGCGCUUAAAGUUCAGUUUGUCUCUCUUGAGCUUGGAGAAAGGCAUCCGUAAUGCCUCCCCGGGGGACACGUAGAGGAGAGAAAAGCGACCAAGAUAAAAGUGGACAGAAGAAUAAGCGAGACUUGUUAUCCAUGAAACAGUCUCCUGUCCUCGCUCCGGAAGAGCGCUACCGCAGAGCCGGGUCCACAAAGCCGGUCUUGAUUGCUGAUGACAAUAACAUGGGCAAUGGCUGCUCUCAGAAGCUGGCGACUGCUAACCUCCCCCGGUUCCUGUUGCUGGUCCUGAUUCCAUGUAUCUGUGCCCUCGUUCUCUUGCUGGUGACCCUGCUUUCCUGUGUUGGAACAUUACAAAAGGUCUAUUUUAAAUCAAAUGGGAGUGAACCUUUGGUCACUGAUGGUGAAAUACAAAGGUUCGAUGUUUUUCUUACAAAUACAAUUUAUAACCAGAGCACUGUGGUGUCUACUGCACAUCCUGACCAGCACGUUCCAGCCUGGACUACGGAUGCUUCUCUCCCAGGGGACCAAAGUCACAGGAAUACAAGUGCCUGCAUGAACAUCACCCACAACCAGUGUCAGAUGCUGCCCUACCACGCCACGCUGACACCUCUCCUCUCAGUUGUCAGAAACAUGGAAAUGGAGAAGUUCCUCAGGUUUUUCACAUAUCUCCAUCGCCUCAGUUGCUAUCAACAUAUCAUGCUGUUUGGCUGUAGCCUCGCCUUCCCUGAGUGCAUCAUUGAUGGCGAUGACAGUCAUGGACUCCUGCCCUGUAGGUCCUUCUGUGAGGAUGCAAAAGAAGGCUGUGAAUCAGUCCUGGGGAUGGUGAAUUACUCCUGGCCAGAUUUCCUCAAAUGCUCCCAGUUUAGAAACCAAACUGAAAGCAGCAACGUCAGCAGAAUUUGCUUCUCACCUCAGCAGGAAAACGGAAAGCAAUUGCUCUGUGGACGGGGUGAGAGCUUUCUUUGUGCCAGUGGAAUCUGCGUCCCCAGGAAACUGCAAUGUAAUGGCUACAACGACUGUGACGACUGGAGUGACGAGGCUCAUUGCAACUGCAGUGAGAAUCUGUUUCACUGUCACACAGGCAAGUGCCUUGAUUACAGCCUUGUGUGUGAUGGAUAUGAUGACUGUGGGGAUUUGAGUGAUGAGCAAAACUGUGAUUGCAAUCCCACAACAGAGCAUCGCUGCGGGGACGGUCGCUGCAUCGCCAUGGAGUGGGUAUGUGAUGGUGACCACGACUGUGUGGAUAAGUCCGACGAGGUCAACUGCUCCUGUCACAGCCAGGGUCUGGUGGAAUGCAGAAAUGGACAAUGUAUCCCCAGCACGUUUCAAUGUGAUGGCGACGAGGACUGCAAGGAUGGGAGUGAUGAGGAGAACUGCAGUGUCAUUCAGACUCCAUGUCAAGAAGGAGAUCAAAGAUGCCUCUACAAUCCCUGCCUUGAUUCAUGUGGUGGUAGCUCUCUCUGUGACCUGAACAACAGUCUGAAUAACUGUAGUCAAUGUGAACCAAUUACAUUGGAACUCUGCAUGAAUUUGCCCUACAACAGUACAAGUUAUCCAAAUUACUUUGGCCACAGGACUCAAAAGGAAGCAUCCAUCAGCUGGGAGUCUUCUCUUUUCCCUGCACUUGUUCAAACCAACUGUUAUAAAUACCUCAUGUUCUUUGCUUGCACCAUUUUGGUACCAAAAUGUGAUGUGAAUACAGGCCAGCUUAUCCCCCCUUGCAGAGCAUUGUGUGAGCACUCCAAAGAACGCUGUGAGUCUGUUCUUGGGAUUGUGGGCCUACAGUGGCCUGAAGACACAGAUUGCAGUCAAUUUCCAGAGGAAAAUUCAGACAAUCAAACCUGCCUGAUGCCUGAUGAAUAUGUGGAAGAAUGCUCACCUAGUCAUUUCAAGUGCCACUCAGGACGGUGUGUUCUGGCUUCCAGAAGAUGUGAUGGCCAGGCCGACUGUGACGAUGACAGUGAUGAGGAAAACUGUGGUUGUAAAGAGAGAGAUCUUUGGGAAUGUCCAUCCAAUAAACAAUGUUUGAAGCACACAGUGAUCUGUGAUGGGUUCCCAGACUGCCCUGAUUACAUGGACGAGAAAAACUGCUCAUUUUGCCAAGAUGAUGAGCUGGAAUGUGCAAACCAUGCGUGUGUGUCACGUGACCUGUGGUGCGAUGGCAAAGCCGACUGCUCAGACAGUUCAGAUGAAUGGGACUGUGUGACUCUGUCUAUAAAUGUGAACUCUUCUUCCUUUCUGAUGGUUCACAGAGCUGCCACAGAACACCAUGUGUGUGCAGAUGGCUGGCAGGAGAUGUUGAGUCAGCUGGCCUGCAAGCAGAUGGGUUUAGGAGAACCAUCUGUGACCAAAUUGAUACAGGAACAGGAGAAAGAGCCACGGUGGCUGACAUUGCACUCCAACUGGGAGAUCCUCAAUGGGACCACUUUACAUGAACUUCUGGUAAAUGGGCAGUCUUGUCAGAGCAGAAGUAAAAUUUCUCUUCUGUGUACUAAACAAGACUGUGGGCGCCGCCUUGCUGCCCGAAUGAACAAAAGGAUCCUUGGGGGUCGGACGAGUCGCCCUGGAAGGUGGCCAUGGCAGUGUUCUCUGCAGAGUGAACCCAGUGGACAUAUCUGUGGCUGUGUUCUCAUUGCCAAGAAGUGGGUUCUGACAGUUGCCCACUGCUUCGAGGGGAGAGAGAAUGCUGCAGUUUGGAAAGUGGUGCUUGGCAUCAACAAUCUAGACCAUCCAUCAGUGUUCAUGCAGACACGCUUUGUGAAGACCAUCAUCCUGCAUCCCCGCUACAGUCAAGCAGUGGUGGACUAUGACAUCAGCAUCGUUGAGCUGAGUGAAGACAUCAAUGAGACUGGCUACGUCCGGCCUGUCUGCUUGCCCAGCCCGGAGCAGUGGCUAGAGCCUGACACAUACUGCUAUAUCACAGGCUGGGGCCACAUGGGCAAUAAAAUGCCAUUUAAGCUGCAAGAGGGAGAGGUCCGCAUUAUUUCUCUGGAACAUUGUCAGUCCUACUUUGACAUGAAGACCAUCACCACUCGGAUGAUAUGUGCUGGCUAUGAGUUUGGCACAGUUGAUUCAUGCAUGGGCGACAGCGGUGGGCCUCUUGUUUGUGAGAAGCCUGGAGGACGGUGGACAUUAUUUGGAUUAACUUCAUGGGGCUCUGUCUGCUUUUCCAAAGUCCUAGGGCCUGGCGUUUAUAGUAAUGUGUCAUAUUUUGUCGAAUGGAUUAAAAGACAGAUUUACAUCCAGACCUUUCUCCUAAACUAAUUACAAGGAUGAUCAGAGACUUUUGCCAGCUACACUAAAAGAAAAUGGCCUUCUUGACUGUGAAGAGCUUCCUGCAGAGAGCUGUACAGAAGCACUUUUCAUGGACAGAAAUGCUCAAUCGUGCACUGCAAGUUUGCAUGUUUGUUUUGGACUAAUUUUUUUCAACUUAUUUUUUCACCUUCAUUUUUCUGUUAUUUCAAGUUCAAUGAAAGACUUUACAAAAGCAAAGCAAAGCAGACUUUGUUCUUUUGCCAGGCCUAACCAUGACUGCAGCACAAAAUUAUUGACUCUGGAGAGAUUUAAAAUCAUGCAGGCGCUACAGUAACAGGUUAUGGAAUGUUCUCUUUUAUCCUAUCACAAAAAAAGACAUAGAGAUUUAGGCUGAUUAAUUAUCUCUGCCAGUUUUUGUUUCUCAAGCUCAGUGCAUAGUGGUAAAUUUCAGUGAUAACAUUGGAGACUUGCUUUUUGUUUUUUUUAUACCCCACAAUUUUUUUUAUUACACUUCAAAUUUUAGGGUACAUGUGCACAACGUGCAGGUUAGUUACAUAUGUAUACAUGUGCCAUGUUGGUGUGCUGAACCCAGUAACUUGUCAUUUGAUUUAUUAAAAGCCAAGAUAAUUUACACAUUUAAAGUAUUUACUAUUACCCUUCUAAUGUUUGCAUAAUUCUGAGAACUGAUAAAAGACAGCAAUAAAAGACCAAUGUCAUCCAUUUAGGUAGCAAGACAUAUUGAAUGUAAAGUUCUUUAGAUAUCAAUAUUAACACUUGACAUUAUAGGACUCCCAUUCUAGAUGUAUAUCAAGAUCGUAAUUUUAUAGAAGAGUCUCUAUAGAACUUUCCUCAUAGCUGGGUUUGUUCAGGAUAUAUGAGUUGGCUGAUUGAGACUGCAACAACUAGAUCUAUACUUAUGGGCAAUAUUUUGUUUUACUUAUGUGGCAAAGAACUGGAUAUUAAACUUUGCAAAAGAGAAUUUAGACGAGAGAUGCAAUUUUUUAAAAAGAAAAUUAAUUUGUAUCCCUCGUUUAAUUAAAUUUAUUUUUCAGUUUUCUUGCGUUCAUCCAUACCAACAAAGUCAUAAAAAGCACAUUUUCGAGCACAGUAAAACUUUGCAUGGAGGAAAACAUUUUGUAACUUUCCUCAAAAGAUGUUUAAUAUCUGGUUUCUUUUCAUUGGUGAUUAAAAUUUUCGAAAUGAUUUUUAGCUCUAAGCCACUUUACGCAACUCAAUUUCUGAAGCAAUUAGUGGUAAAAAGUAUUUUUCCCCACUAAAAACUUUAAAACACAAAUCUUCAUAUAUACUUAAUUUAAUUAGUCAGGCAUCCAUUUUGCCUUUUAAACAACUAGGAUUCCCUACUAACCUCCACCAGCAACCUGGACUGCCUCAGCAUUCCAAAUAGAUACUACUUGCAAUUUUAUACAUGUAUUUUUGUAUCUUUUCUAUGUGUAAACAUAUUUGAAAUUCAAAAAGUUUUAGCAAUUUCUAUACUAUUCAUCUCCUGUCCUGCAGUGUGAAAUCCAGCAACUGAAUUGUGGUCAUGAUUGUAUGAAAGUUCAAGAACAUAUGUCAGUUUUGUUACAGUUGUAGCUACAUACUCAAUGUAUCAACUUUUAGCCUGCUCAACUCAGGCUCAGUGAAAUAUACAUAUUAUACUUAUUUUAAAUAAUUCUUAAUACAAAUAAAAUGGUAAUGGUCUAA
Symphalangus syndactylus (siamang) is the source of this 4989-nucleotide messenger RNA. RefSeq names its product corin, serine peptidase (gene CORIN). Gene Ontology annotation, biological process: regulation of blood pressure; peptide hormone processing. Gene Ontology annotation, molecular function: protein binding; serine-type endopeptidase activity. Lineage: Eukaryota; Metazoa; Chordata; Mammalia; Primates; Hylobatidae. The record is from RefSeq and is a predicted model, not a curated record. Gene Ontology annotation, cellular component: membrane.